Salvelinus fontinalis (brook trout) is the source of this 1572-nucleotide messenger RNA. RefSeq names its product mucin-2-like. Bases 102 to 1517 code for a protein of 471 amino acids. The record is from RefSeq and is a predicted model, not a curated record. NCBI's taxonomy places the organism in Eukaryota, Metazoa, Chordata, Actinopteri, Salmoniformes, Salmonidae. The transcript has a single exon.
CUGCCAUUCCCACUCCCACUCCCACUACCAUUCACACUACCACAACUUUUCCCACUACCGCAACUAUUCCCACUACCACAGACAUUCCCACUCCCACUGCCAUGCACACUACCAUUCCCACUCCCACUCCCACUACCAUUCCUAUUCCUAUUCCCACUCCCACUCCCACUCCCAAUCCCACUACCACUACCACUACCAUUCCCACUCCCACUCCCACUCCCACUCCCACUACCAUUCCCACUACCACAACCAUUCCCACUACCACAACCAUUCCCAAUCCCACUACCAUGCACACUCCCACUCCCAUUCCCACUGCCACUCCCACUGCCACUACCAUUCCCAUUCCCACUCCCACUCCCACUACCAUUCCUAUUCCUAUUCCCACUCCCACUCCCACUACCACUACCACUACCACUACCAUUCCCACUCCCACACCCACUCCCACUCCCACUCCCACUACCAUUCCCACUACCACAACCAUUCCCACUACCACAACCAUUCCCAAUCCCACUACCAUGCACACUCCCACUCCCAUUCCCACUGCCACUCCCACUGCCACUACCAUUCCCAUUCCCAUUCCCACUCCCACUCCCACUCCCACUCCCAUUCCCACUCCCACUCCCAUUCCCAUUCCCACUCCCACUCACACUCCCACCCCCACUCCCACUCCAAUUCCCACUCCCACUCCCACUCCCACUCCCAUUCCCACUACCAUUCCCACUCCCACUCCCACUCCCACUCCCACUACCAUUCCCACUACCACAACCAUUCCCACUACCACAACCAUUCCCAAUCCCACUACCAUGCACACUCCCACUCCCAUUCCCACUGCCACUCCCACUGCCACUACCAUUCCCAUUCCCACUCCCACUCCCACUACCAUUCCUAUUCCUAUUCCCACUCCCACUCCCACUACCACUACCACUACCACUACCAUUCCCACUCCCACACCCACUCCCACUCCCACUCCCACUACCAUUCCCACUACCACAACCAUUCCCACUACCACAACCAUUCCCAAUCCCACUACCAUGCACACUCCCACUCCCAUUCCCACUGCCACUCCCACUGCCACUACCAUUCCCAUUCCCAUUCCCACUCCCACUCCCACUCCCACUCCCAUUCCCACUCCCACUCCCAUUCCCAUUCCCACUCCCACUCACACUCCCACCCCCACUCCCACUCCAAUUCCCACUCCCACUCCCACUCCCACUCCCAUUCCCACUCCCAUUCCCUCUCCCACUCCCACUCUCAUUCCCACUCCCACUCCCACUACCAUUCCCAUUCCCACUCCCAUUCCGACUCCCAUUCCCACUCCCACUCCCACUCCCACUCCUAUUCCCAUUCCCACUCCCACUCCCACUCCCACUACCAUUCCCACUCCCACUCCCACUCCCACUCCCACUCCCAUUCCCAUUCCCAGUUUGCUAUUCCAAGCUCCAGUCUGCCAUUUACUUCAUUCACUCCUCAGCUCGCUCCUGUCUUUCUCUCUCUCCAAUCUCAUUUUAGGAAAUUAAUCUUCCUGUCACCCUGGCACCAUCUCUAAUCGCCCCGUCCCCCCGACCUCCCGUC